GGCGUCUCGGUGUCCGCCACGUGGCGAAGCCGUUACUCCCGCUUUCGAAUUUCAUUCUAUUAUAUCGAUCAAUCAUUAUUAUACGCUUCCCAAACGCGAUUUCGUAACGUGGCUUUUUCUGAUUAUUACUUCUACGCUUAAGUUGUUUACGUGUUGGCUGGCUGCUCAGAAAAAAUUAGAGAGAGAAGGAACCGAUUAUGGUCUGGAACUGAAAUACGAAAAAGGCAAAAGGAAGGGAAGAGAAAAAAGGGAAAAAGAAAAAGAAAAAAAAAAAAACAAACACACCCCAAAACUCAGGGAUUCAUUUUUGUUCGUUGCCUUUGAAUGAAACCCUUCGCUGUAUUAUUAUAAACGUGCGUUCUUGUGAACUGGAAGCAAAAGCAAGGCUCGCGGCAUUGCUCUGCGAGUUUUGACUUUUAAGCGUCACCUAACCUUUUUCAUCUUCUUCAUUUUGCUUUUUAACAAUUCAGCAUUUUCUCGAAUCUUCUGUUAUUCCACCACUGUGCAUCGCUGAUUGAUCUUCGUUGACGAAUUGCAAAUGCGCAUCGCUGUGCAGGUGAUGGGCAUGAUUUGGAUUUCUAAUGUCUUUCUUACGGGGUGAUGGGAUGCGUCUACUUUUGAAGUACAGUGAGCAGGGAUGGACAUCAAUGCUCUUCUAAUUUCUGCUGGAAUUAAUAUUGUUCUGUGUGUGGUGCUCUUUUCAUUUUAUUCCGUAUUAAGAAAACAACCCAGCAAUGUUAACGUAUACUUUGGAAGGAGACUAGCUUCUCAGCAUUCAAGACGCGUUGAUCUCUGCUUGGAAAGAUUUGUUCCCUCCCCUAGCUGGAUACUGAAAGCAUGGGAAACGUCUGAGGAAGAGAUACUAGCUAUUGGUGGCUUGGAUGCUGUGGUUUUUGUGAGGAUGCUUGUGUUCAGUAUUCGAGUGUUUUCCAUUGCUGCUGUCAUCUGCCUUGCUCUAGUGCUUCCUAUAAAUUACCAUGGUAGAGACAGAACGCAUAAGCAUAUACCUUUUGAGUCGCUGGAAGUAUUUACCAUUGAGAAUGUCAAAGAAGGUUCAACGUGGCUUUGGGCUCAUUGUCUUGCGCUAUACAUCAUAACAUUCUCGGCUUGCACUCUUCUGUACAUUGAAUAUAAGAGCAUUACUAAUUUGAGGCUACUGCAUAUUGUUGGAUCACCUCCAAAUCCAAGUCAUUUCACAAUUCUUGUCCGAUCAGUUCCCUGGUCUUCUGAAGAAUCAUACUGUGAAACCGUGAAAAAGUUCUUUUCACAUUACCAUUCGUCAGCAUAUUUGUCACACCAAAUGAUUUAUAAGUCCGGUAAAGUUCAAAAACUGAAGGAUGAUGCUGAACAUGUGUGUAAAGUACUUAAAAAUGCUUCACUGGAAAAGACUUGUAAGCCUAGUUUUAGGCAUUGUUGUUCUGGAGCAUCAACAAAUUCUUUCAAAAAGAUUUCUAAUGAAAUGGAUAGUGUUAAUGGUGGAACGGACAAUACUGACAUGAAUUUAGAAACAACGAAAAAGGAAUGUGCCGCUGCUUUUGUAUUCUUUAAAAGUCGUUAUGCUGCUCUUAUGGCUGCAAAGGUGCUGCAGACACCAAAUCCUAUGUUAUGGGUGACAGAUUUAGCUCCUGAACCGCAUGAUAUUUAUUGGUCCAAUAUUUGCGUACCAUAUAGGCAACUUUGGAUCCGUAAGAUAGCUACACUUGUGGCCUCUAUUGCCUUCGUGUUCGUGUUCCUUAUCCCUGUUACAUUUGUACAAGGAUUGACUCAACUAGACAAACUUCAGAAAAUGUUCCCUUUUCUGAGAGGGUUAUUUAAAGAGAAAAUUGUGAAUCAGGUGGUGACUGGUUACCUACCAAGCGUGAUAUUGGUUUUAUUUUUGUGUGCAGUUCCACCUAUGAUGAUGCUAUUUUCUUCUGUGGAGGGUUCUAUUUCUCGUAGUGCAAGGAAGAAGAGUGCAUGUUGUAAAUUCUUGUACUUCACAAUUUGGAACGUGUUUUUUGUUAAUGUAUUUACUGGUUCUGUUAUCAGUCAGCUCUCAGUUUUUACUAGCGUAACAGACCUGCCUGCCCAACUUGCCAAGGCAGUUCCAUCGCAGGCUACUUUCUUCACAACUUACGUUUUAUCGUCUGGUUGGGCGAGUUUGGCAUGUGAAGUUAUGCAAAUUUUCCCUCUUCUAUGCAAUAUUUUCCAGAGAUUCAUACUCAGACUUAAGGAAGAUGCACUGGAUAGCAGCAUAUCUUUUCCGUACCAUACAGAAGUUCCAAGAGUAUUAUUGUUUGGAUUCCUCGGCUUCACUUGUUCUAUUCUGGCACCCCUGAUGUUGCCCUUCUUGUUGUUCUACUUUUUCCUUGCUUACCUUGUUUACCGAAACCAGAUUAUCAACGUGUACAUUACAAAAUAUGAUAGUGGGGGACAGUUCUGGCCUAUUGCUCACAACACCACCGUGUUUUCAUUGAUAUUUUCUCAACUUAUCGCGCUGGGGGUGUUUGGACUUAAACGCUCAACAGUUGCAUCUGGAUUCACCAUUCCAUUGUUGAUUGGUACGCUUCUAUUUCACCAGUAUUGUAGGCAACGGUUUCUCCCAAUAUUCAAGAGCAAUUCAGCACAGAUUGUAAUUGACAUGGAUAUGAGAGAUGAGCACAGCGGGAGGAUGGAAGAGAUUUAUGAGCAUUUACCUUUAGCCUACAGCCAGCCCAGUUUAAUGGAAGAUGCCUCAAGUCAACCCCAAUGCGACAAACGUCACGAGGACAUGGACAGAGGUCAAUCUUCAUCAGAAGAUAUGGAAACAGGCAAGGAACUUUUUAAAAAAGAUAGACCACGCCCAGUACAACGCUCAGUGAGUUUGAACUCGGAUAAAUCUGUACUUGGUUUAAACCUAUGAGUACACCGAAAAUACUGUACAUUGUAUAAGAAAUAUCAUGACGUGCACUAAAGGUGCCUGUGCACGAACAAUUGUUCAAAAUAUAGAUGAAGAUCAGAGUCUCUUGAGAUAUAUAUGUUGUUCAUUAAUUUUUUAGUUGUAAAUAGUUUUCUUUUAAAAUGAGUUCAAUUAAAUGUAAAUAGAAAUGUAAUAAUACAACAUUGUCAUCAAAAGUGAAAUAAAUUGCAGAAAACUGAGAAAUUGAGAUACGGCAACAUGCAUAUAUCUUUAAAGGAUUUUC
Molecule: messenger RNA, 3161 nt
Organism: Vigna umbellata (rice bean)
Lineage: Eukaryota; Viridiplantae; Streptophyta; Magnoliopsida; Fabales; Fabaceae
Product: hyperosmolality-gated Ca2+ permeable channel 2.1-like
Cellular component (GO): plasma membrane
Molecular function (GO): calcium-activated cation channel activity
Source: RefSeq, a predicted model, not a curated record